AUGUCUGUUUUUGAUAAACAAAAAAUUAUAGAUUUUGUAGAAAAUGAAUUUAAUAAUAAUGCUCUUCCUGCUUUAUAAGAUUAUAUAAGAAUUCCUAAUUUAUCACCAUCAUUUGAUUAAUAAUGGUAAGAAAAUGGUUUAUUAUUUAAAGCGGCAAAUCAUUUAAAAUAAUGGGUUGAAAAAUAAAAUUUAAAAAAUACAUUGGUUGAAAUAAUUUAAGACAAAGGCAAGCCCCCACUUAUAUUUAUAGAAGUAGCUCCAACUGAUACAUCAGGAAAGACUGCAUUAUUUUAUGGUCAUUAUGACAAAUAACCUCAUUUCACAGGUUGGAGUGAAGGCCUAGGACCAACUAAUCCUGUAAUAAAAGAUGAUUUUUUAUAUGGAAGGGGAGCAUCAGAUGACGGAUAUUCAAUAUUUGGAUCAAUUUUAGCAAUAAAAGCUUGCCAAGUUUUAGGAUAUGGUCAUCCUAAAUGUUUAGUUACUAUAGAAGGAGAAGAAGAGAGUGGAAGUUACCAUUACAUGACUUAUCUAAAUAAUUUAAGUGAUAGAAUAGGUACACCUGAUUUCGUUUUCUGCUUAGAUAGUGGAUGCUGCAAUUAUGAUAAUAUGUGGAUUACUACUUCUCUAAGAGGAGUUAUCGAAGCUAAUUUAACUGUAUAAGUUUUAAAUGAAGGAGUUCAUUCUGGAGAUGCGAGUGGAAUUGUACCUUGUAGUUUUAGAAUUUUAAGAUAGGUUUUAGAAAGGCUUGAGAACUCACAAACUGGCAGAGUAAUUGAUUUAUUCCAAGUUGACAUUCCUCCUCAUAGAUAUGAAGAAGCAUAUAAAGUUGCAUAAGAAAUGGAUAAAAAUAUAAUAAACAAAUUUCCUUAUCAUGGAGGAAUGCUUCCUACCUCUUAAAAUUAAUUUGAAGCUUACUUAAAUAGAACUUGGAGAUCUUAAUUGACUAUUACUGGAGCUGAUGGUCUUCCAUAAACAUCUUUAGCUGGAAAUGUAUUGAGGCCUUCCACAACUAUUAAAUUAUCAAUGAGAAUUCCUCCUACGCUGGAUUAUAAAAAAGCUGCUUAAGAUUUAAAAUAACUCUUAGAAUCUAAUCCACCUUACAAUGCGCUUAUUAGUGUUGAUAAUAUUGAUCCUGCAGGAGGUUGGAGCUCUCCAUUAGUUUGGGAUUGCUUAUAGAAAAGUAUGAAUUAAUCUUCAAUAAAUUAUUUUGGUCGUCCAAUUUAAUCUUAGGGAGAAGGUGGAUCAAUUCCUUUAAUGAAUGAAUUGUAAGAAAAAUGGAAAAACCUAUAAUUUAUUGUUACAGGAGUUUUAGGUCCAAAAUCAAAUGCUCAUGGUCCUAAUGAAAUGCUUAAUUUAAAUUAUACUAAAAAACUAAUUUGUUGUAUGACUUAAAUAUUAUCUGAUGUAUCAGUUAGUUUCUCUAAAAACAAUUGAAAAAAACAACUAAAAUAAAAAAUAUAUAUUUUUAUAUUUAAAAAAAUUAAAUACAGUAUAAAGAAAUUUAGAAACACUAAAUUUAAAUUUAAAAAUAAUAAAAUAA
Molecule: messenger RNA, 1540 nt
Organism: Ichthyophthirius multifiliis
Lineage: Eukaryota; Ciliophora; Oligohymenophorea; Hymenostomatida
Exons: 7
Biological process (GO): proteolysis
Molecular function (GO): peptidase activity
Source: RefSeq, a predicted model, not a curated record